Theileria orientalis strain Shintoku is the source of this 1047-nucleotide messenger RNA. RefSeq lists its product as hypothetical. NCBI's taxonomy places the organism in Eukaryota, Apicomplexa, Aconoidasida, Piroplasmida, Theileriidae. The record is from RefSeq and is a predicted model, not a curated record. Bases 1 to 1047 code for a protein of 348 amino acids. The transcript is spliced from 3 exons.
AUGACAUCAUUUUCAAAUGAAGGUGAAUUUAGUGUAAUAGAUUCCAGAAAGAAUACUGUGUUGAAGGAUUUUGAGUAUGAUUUAAACGAUUUUAAUUUAAAUGAUUUUUACAAGUCUGUUAAGAAUAAUAAACACAAGAAUUCAAGAAAUGACAACUCAAAUUCUAAUAAAAACAAGCUGGAAAACACCUUGUUCGAAAAUGGCAACCCUGUUGACGAACGAUCGAAACUUUUGCUCUCAUAUAAGAGAAGUAGGUUGCUCAAUAGAAUCGGGAGCUACAAGGCAACAUAUCCUUCAAAGAUGGGAAUAGUGGAGUAUCUAUUGCACUCAUAUGUGGUUCUCUUUACACCAAACCCUGUCACAAUAUACAGCUACGACGCUGUAUUCAAAAACUUGUCACCAGAAACGGAAGAGUUCUGGAAUACCAUACGUACACUGACACGCGUUCAACUCGAAGUUGAUAAGUUCCCAAACGAUGUGCCUAGCCACGUGUCAGUUCUAUUAGAAUCCAAGGAGAGCGGCCAGGCAUUUGAUACCAUAGAUAACAGCGACUCAAUGAAGCUGGACGCACACUUCACUUGGCUAUGCAAAUGCUGCAUCAAUGUCACUGGCUCGAAGAGCGACGACCUCUAUGAUGACCUAACUGAACCGAAUAACGAAAAGAAAGCUGCUCAGGAGGGAGUCAAGACGCGAUCGAGCAAGAGAGUGAACAAUAAAAUCAUGUUAAACAAAGUUUUCGGCAAAAAUUAUGACCUUUCUUCUGACGUGCUCUACGAGGCGCUACGCCAGCGCGGAAACAGAUACGUUCAGAGGAGCUUAUACAACAACGUCAAAAAUAUGAGCAGCGUCACUACGAGGGGCAUGAACCCGAACCUGGCUGCGAAACUCAACGAAUCGAACGGGAGGGUAAAGCGAUUCAUGGAUAUAAUUCAGCAAUCUUCCUUGGAUUCAUCUGACCCAUCAACGUAUAGCAACUACGACAUAUACGGAGACGAGCGAAGGCAUUCCUCCAGAAGAUCGAUGAUGUUGAGGAAGAAAUACUCUUAA